Messenger RNA from Pseudoliparis swirei, 6660 nucleotides. RefSeq lists its product as uncharacterized. The transcript has 14 exons. Gene Ontology annotation, biological process: semaphorin-plexin signaling pathway; negative chemotaxis; neural crest cell migration. The coding region runs from base 206 to 2134 and encodes 642 amino acids. Gene Ontology annotation, molecular function: semaphorin receptor binding; chemorepellent activity. The record is from RefSeq and is a predicted model, not a curated record. NCBI's taxonomy places the organism in Eukaryota, Metazoa, Chordata, Actinopteri, Perciformes, Liparidae.
GUGAUACCCCGACGUCUCCAAACUGAACCACCGGGACCGGGACCAGCAGUCGGUGGCGGCGCAGAUCCGGGACGCACCAGAUCUGGAAGAAAGAAAAGGACCCAAAUAAAAAAGAAAGGAAGGAAGGAAGAAAGAGGAAGAAGAAGAAGGUUUUUUUAAUUAAUUCAUAAUUCCUGCAGCCGGCUGUUCACCGAGGAGCUUCACGAUGAAUAAUUUUUUCCUGCUGCCGCUUUUCGUCUCGAUGAUCACCGGAAAGUCUCCGAGGCUGAAAUUCGUUCUGCACGAGGCCUCCCGGUUCCACUUUGCCCAGCCGGAGAACUACAUCAGCAUGUUCCACCCGGCGGGCAGCGACCGGCUGUACGUGGGCGGCCGGGCGGCCGUGUUCGUGCUGACCUUCACCAGCAGGGGGGUCCGCGACCUGGUGAUCCCAGCGGCCUCCGACCAGACCGCCGUGGACACCUGCAAGGCGAAGGCCGCGCCCCUCGAGAUGGAGUGCGAUAACUUCAUCACGGUCAUCCAGAAAGUGAACGACACGAUAAUCGUGUGCGGGACGAACGCCGGCAGCCCCCGGUGCUGGAUGCUGGUCAACGACACGGUGCUGACGGACGUCCGGGGCAAUGGGCAGAUGGCGUCUGCCUCCGAAAUCUCCCCGCCGUACCCGUCCCAGAAGUCCAUCAGCCUGCCUGCAGAUGGCAGCCUGUACUCCGCCAUGUCGUCGGUGGCGGGUCACGCCGGCUCCAUCCGACGCACCUUCGGUUCCCAGAAACUCCUGAAGACGGAGAACGUCUGGCUGCUGAACCCUCAGUUUGCGGGCGCGGCUGUGAUCCCCUCGUCCGUCCAGCACAAGGAGGAGAUCUACUUCUUCUUCAGCGAGUUCAACAAGACGGCCCGAGUCGACGAGGAGCCGUACAAGGCGCGCAUCGGCCGGGUCUGCACGGUGGACGAGGGGGGCAUCAAGGCCCUGCUGGCGGACUCGUGGACCACCUUCAUGAAGGCCCGGGUGAUGUGCGGCGCCGGCAACACGCAGCAGCAGUACAACAACAUGAAGCAGGCCGUGGUGCUGACGGCGCACGACAAGAGGGCCGGGGUCCUGUACGGGCUGUUCUCCAACGCAUGGGGCAAAACCGUGGUGUGCGCCUACUCCAUCGAGGACAUCGACCAGGCCUUCAGCACCUCCAAGCUGAAGGGCUACAGCAGCCCGUUCAUCGCCGGCAGCCGGCCCGGCAUGUGCGUCCGUAAGAACUCCACGUCCGGCGCCGGCGGCCACAACGACAUCAAGAACCUGGGCGUGAUCCGGUACCACCCGGAGAUCGAGGACGUGAUCCGGCCCGUCGGCGUGGCGCCGCUCGACCUGCCGGACGACGCCCAGAUCACGCACGCCGUGGCGGACAUCGUGCUGGCGGUCAACGACGAGCACUACAGCGUCCUGUACCUGGGCACAGACCAAGGCAAGAUCCUGAAGGUCCUCCACAGCAGCGAGGGCGUGUUCGUCAUAUCUCAGUACUCCCUGUUCCACAACGAGGGCCCGGUUCUGAACAUGGCCAUCGACUCCCAAAAGGGACACCUGUACGUGGGCACGGCAAUGGAGGUCCAGCGGCUGCCGCUGGCCGACUGCGGUCGCUACGGCGACACGUGCAGGGAGUGCAUCCUGUCCCGGGACCCGUACUGCGGCUGGGACCGAUCCAGGAGGAGGUGCAUCCCCAUCCCGCCCGGAUACAACGUCACCACCGGGACGCUGGUUCAGAACCUGGACCAGUCAAACUCCUCUGUUUGUGGGGAAGCUGCUGCUCUGAAGCAGCGCCGCACUUCCCCUAGAGAAGUGCUGGUGCAGGCCAACACCUCCGUCUUCCUGCCCUGCCCCGUGCGCUCCUUCCACGCCGCCUACCGCUGGGAGAAGGACAACUGCAUCAAGAACUACCCGUGCCUCUUCUCCGGGGGCUACUGCGUCCUGGGUCCGGCCGUGGACACGCCCCUGAGGGAGGGCGUGUUCCGCUGCAUGGCCACCGAGGACGGGUUCAAGGUGGAGGUCAUCUCCUUCAGGCUAGUGAAUGGCGGCGGGCUCCCGGCCGCCUCCUCCUCCGCCGCUUUGGGGCCGUUGCUCCUGCUCGCCGCGGUCACCCUGUGGCUCCGUUAACCCCGCGGCUACCGCUAAUGCUAAUACCCCCCUUAUCAUCCUCACCGGCUCUCUGUGCGAGGAAGAGGAGGAGCCUCUGUUAGGAGGUUGGGUUCGCACGGCAUCAAAGUUCACGGUUGGGUCGGACGUCGUCAAAUUCUGUUCUUGUUAUUUUUCUUGCAUGAAGAGCGACAUGUGCAGCCAUCUUGUUAAGAGCAGAAGUUUGAAAAUCGAAGUUAGCGUCCCGUGAAUUCGACUCGUCUCGCGGGUUUCGAUCGACCGUGACUCGGUGCUUUUGCGAACCUUUCCUCUCGUUAACAUAUCGUGUGAGUUGGGGCGAAAACAACGCCGAUACCAGGCCGAUUAUUUUACUUGUUUUCAAAUCGACUUGACUGUGCUUAUUUGUGAAUAUAUAAACCUUUAAUACCGCUCUCAAACGUCUAAUCAUUUAUCUUGUUAAACUUCAUCGGUAUAGACCAUUGUCUGGUAUUGAGAUUUUAAAAAGCCUUAAAACUGCUAAGCACAAUUUUGCAGUCGAGGCCUAAAACAUGGCCGGGAGGGAAGUGUCAUCUUUUUGACAGGAAGUAGGCGGGUGGGCGGUAGCUCGUCUUCGGAAAAAAACAUCACUGUGUCUCAGCACCUCCUCCUCAGACGAGGCAGUUUCUUGCAUCUUUUUAUCAGAUGGUACCAAACGCCGUUAUCACGCCUUGUUCGCAGCUUUGUCCGUUGUUUUAUUAAUUUGUUUAAGUGUAAUUUUUGCAUAUUUUCUCCUCCCCAGAGCAUCAGAAACAAAACACUUAACAGAAUGUAAAGAAGAAAAAAACAUUGCCCGCAGCUCCCACAGAUCAAUAUUAGCGCUAGAGAGAGAGCCUUCAGAAUAAAAGCAUGACAUAAUUAAAUUAAGCCAUCAAUCAAUGGGGAAGUGUUUAUAAGCAUUUAUUGUGGGGAGACGAUAGUUCGCAAGUUAUGUAAAACAAAAUGGCCGUUUUUGUUGUUGUUGAGAAUUCCGAGUCCCGACGACGCGUAAAGACGUGAACAAGGUGUCGCGCUAUAGCAACACUCACAUCAUCACGAGGGCGGACGAAGCUAUGCGGAACGCCAUAUUUAGGCUUUUCAUUUCAUUGUUUGCUUGUAAAAAAAGAAAGAAGGCUUGUACUUGUACUUGGAGUGUGUUCUGUAUUUUAUUGCUACGCAGAUGCUGAUUUCUACCAUUGCUGCCUACUUGUGAGACAUUUUGUGUUGAUUGUUUGGGUUUUAUGCCAUAGUUAGAACGUGACACGUACCCAUCGACCGCGUUGCCUCUCUCUCUCCAGGGACAUCCAGACACUGGUCGUCUUUCUCGUACGUUUGUGUUUCUCUAAGCUGUGAAAAAAGAAAAAAAAUUGCUCGACAGCUGCAGUCACGACAUGUCGUCAAUACCAGGAGGUUCAAGCUACGUGUAAAAGGAGGUUGGUUGUGUUUGCCCAAUGACCCCGAAAGCUAAACCCUCUGAAUACAGAACAGCCGCAUGAAGAAGUGAUGAAUUAUGCAGCGCAUUAGCAGCUUCUCCAGAGCGCUGGCGAUCUUCAUUCAGUGGCGUCGGAUAGAUCUGACUUCCACUGUGCCAGAGAUGUCAUUUAUAGCCAAUUAGACGACGGGGUCGACUCCUCACGCGACGGACUAACGAACGUGUUUCACACCGUCGGGGAACAUGUCCUCAGCCGGGAGGAUCUCCAGGAGGUGUCGUGUUCCUCUUGAUCGUCGUUGAGCGACCUCGUCUUCCCCCGACGCGCAUUUGCAAAUAUUCCACGCUCCUUAUAGCCGACAAGAUAUUUCAUCCUGGAGAAACUCUGAGCGUGUGAACCCCCCCCCCCCCCCCCCCAAAACCCCCCGUCUGCGUGUCUCGGCAUCGACAUCACGGUCGACACAUUGUGCGGAGGCUGUUGCCGCGCCGACCUUUGAAGGAAAUGAUGUCAACACACACAGAAGGGCUCGGGGCGAGCGUUGUGAUCGGCCUCAGAAAGCUGUGCGGGAGAAGCCGAUGUUUCCUCUGGUGUUACGAGCUUCCAGAUCCACGCUAGACAACGCAGCACGCAUCUUACGGAUGAAAGUCAACGUUUCUGAACCAGAAAUGUGUUUCAUGGAUCUUUCAGCCUCGUGAAACGCUUGCAGGAACAGAAAACAACGUCACGUGGUCACGUUGUAAGAAACACAACUAACGUGACAACGUAACAACGUAACUCAACAACUGUAACCCCGCAAACGCAACGUAACAAAGUAACAAUGCAAUAACUCAACAAUGCAACAAUGUAAGAUACGAUUGUAACGCAACAAUGUAACGCAACAACGUAACGCAACAACGUAACGCAACAAUGUAACGCAACAAUGUAACGCAACAACGUAACGCAACAACGUAAUGCAACAGCGUAACGCAACAGCGUAACCCUGAGUGAACUUUCGUUUGUUAGGCUGCAGCGGCUCCUGGGUGAAAGUCGUGUGUUUGACCCCAUGAGGGCUGAAGGGUUUUCUCCGCCUCUCGGCGAGCUCGUUCAGGAACUUUCAUCAAAUCCAUAUUCUGCGUCAAUUGCUUCAGAAACAACAACAUUCAACAACUCAUUGCUUUCCAGAAACGUAGAAUGCCGACACGGCCGAAUGUCCUUUUAUCAGUGGCGGGCCGUCAGGGCCAGCAAGGCCUUCUCUGCUGGCCUAAACAUCAUCAGAAUAUAUAUUUUUUUCUAAAUAUAUUUCCCCACAAAUAUGUAUUCAAUUAUUUCCCAGAGUAAGAGUUAUUCUCUUAAUUUCAUAGCGUUCCUCUUGGUUGCGCUGCUGCCAGCGCCAGGUUGAGAUUUGGAGGGCUGGUUUUUAUGUUAGAUCUUUUAUCCAAUCAUAUUCAGCCAUCGUGUGUUGCCAGGGGGCUAAAAUCUGCCCUUAGGCCUUCAGAAUCAACAUUGCGGGCGCUGGUAGCUUCAAGUGAAUGCGAAUGACAAUGUUGUGUCAACCAAUCAGCUUUAGAGUUGGCUCCUCUAGGCCUUCGAGAAGGCCCCGGAACCGGCACAGGAGCCAGCUAGCAGGCGGAGUGCUGCACGUCUUUUGAUUGGAUUACCAAUAUUGAGAGGCGGGGCCUAUGGGCAGGUAGAUGCAAAACCUCAGAACUAGGAAACUGAAUUUGAUAAAGGAAUUAAUUCGCGGACUACAAAGCUGUUUUUUCAACCCACAAUGGCGGAAGGAGGAGAAGAUGUCGAUUUGGUCGAGCAUAUACUUGAAAUCUGCUUUGGGUGCGACAAUGCCCUGUUUAGUGAACAAACGAGUGCAAGUGACUUUUUUUCCUUCUUUUUCUCCGUCCCGAUGCGCGCAUUCUGCAGAGCGCGAGACGGAGAGCCGAGAGAAAUGACAUGCUGUUGUGUAGAUACGAUCAACUUCAGACGGCUGUUUAGUUUAAUAAAUGAACAAAGACGUGCUAUAGAGAAAAUGACGGGGGCGGGCCAAAUUUUUUUAAUGUCAUGCGAUCUACCAAUACUACGCCGCGAUCGACGUAUUGAGCAGCCCUGGUCUAGAGCCAUGGCAUCAUAAUGAUAGUAAUAAGAGGUGGAUUAAUUCGGGUGGGACUGUGUAGGACCUCACUGAAGGCCCAGGCCCCAGGCCCACGGCCCGCCACUGCCUUUUAUGGACACUUUUAAAACACUCGGGACUUGCCUGGACCCGGAGCGCAUGAGGCUGUUGCUGGGGAAGAGUCUCUCAUAGCGUCAGAGCUCACGGCUGGACGGAUCAAACCUGGAUCAUCCUGCAGAGUCCGUGAGAGUUGGCGGAUGUUUGAAUGUUGCCGAGGCCUCAAUCGACUUUCACCCAGACCUUUCUCCGUCUCCUGAUUCUUCUUGUUUGUUUCCAAGAAGUAUUCCUCGUCACCGAGUACUUUACGUUGUAGGAACGACGGAGACGUUUAAAAGUGAGGGUUUGUCUCCUAACCUUGAGUUUCAAUGGGGUCUGAUGGUCGCUGCUGUGCACAGCUGAUUACACUUCUUCUGCCACUCGGGCAGAUGGAAUCGAGCUUUCGUCACGCAGCUCUUCCCCUCCUCCUCAUCCUCAGCGCCGCGGGGCUGCGUUCUACUGCGCGGCGGCUGGGAGAUGCGUUUAAGCUUUGAUGAGGAUGUUAACACGGUCGCUCUAUCCAACGUCAGUUAUCGCUCGCUCUCCUCCGUCACGCUCCGUUAAACGGCUCAUUUCCUUCAAAGCGAGCUCUCGAUCCGCCUUCAGGGAACCGGCUUCAUGUUUAUCUGCUGGGAGCAAAUCAACGUCGAGUGGAGCGGGUCGCUGUGUUCUGUGUUCUGUACCUGAUGUAUGUCCACGAUGCUGUGUCUCCAUAUAUCUCAUUUUAAAACUGACAAGCCGAACUCUAUUAUUAUUAUUAUUAUUAUAGAAAAAAAAGAUUUCUAUUGGUGCCAUUCCGUGUCUAAUGCCAUCUCAUAACAUGUAUUUAAAAAAAACAGAUAUCUACAGUGCAAUAGAUAUUCAUGUAACUAACCCAUAUUGACAUGUGCGGUGAAAAUUAAUAAAACACAAGUAUAAAGAAA